Molecule: messenger RNA, 2928 nt
Organism: Caenorhabditis angaria
Lineage: Eukaryota; Metazoa; Nematoda; Chromadorea; Rhabditida; Rhabditidae
Source: the annotation of a GenBank genome assembly
AUGGAAAAACAUCGAAUAAAAUUCAAGACAUUUCUGCUUAUUUUUGUAUUGCUUUUAUUUCAAUUUCCUACUUAUUUGGCAGAGGGUGAGUUGAUUUCAUCUAGUAUUAUGUUUUUAAGAGAAAAUUGAAAAAUAUAGUAUAUGUUUUAAAAAAUUCACGAAAGAAACAUUUGUCGGAAAAUCACAUAGAAAAAUGAAACAAAUUUGCUUUAGACGCGAAAUUACGACCAAAACCGCCUGAGCGCAAAAUGCUUUUUUUCCGUGUGGAUAUAUCUAUAUCACACAUGGACUGUCCCUAAAUUUUUGUGCAGCGUGGAAAUCCAAAACCAAAAAAGAAAGAACGAAAAAAUAAGAGUGUGUUUCAACACCGACUGCCCGCAAACACAAAAUCCUACGCGCAAUUUUGUAAAAAUAAAACAACGAUACUCCGCUCAGACAGUGUGAAAAAAUUAAACAACAGGCAAUCACGGGCGAAAAAAAAGAAACAAAAUUUGUUAUUGCGGACCGUUGCCACGACAGUAAAACGUGUCACUCAUUUCGAAAAAAAAGAGCGAUUUCACCCAUCCCAGCCAAUCACGUAAUUACACGUAGAUAAAAGGUACAUGACACGCCCCUUUUUUUCUGCCAUGUCCGCAGUGAGAAAAGUGUGCUUUUUUUGUUUUGUUUUUUCGCCCGUGGGCAAGCCGAGUAUCGCUGUUUUAGUUUUCUUUUUUUCCUUGGGAACCCGGAAAUCGGGAUUUUGGGUACCCGGAUUGAGUUUUUCUAACCUAAAGAGCUUUUCUAACCUUGAUAACACUUUCUGAGCAGGGCCCCCUAGUUUUUGCAAAAAAAAAACUGUGCAUUUUGAAAACGCGCUGAAAUAACUGUCCAGUGUGUAAGCACGGCGACGCACACAUGCACACAAAUUUGCGCACCGUAGUAAACGACGGAAAAACGGGCGUUUUUUCAUUUUUUAGUUCUCGAGAGCGCUGAAGGUUUUCAAUUAAACACAUUUUCAGAUGUUGGAGUUCGAACUUGUUCAAAUAGCUAUGACGCAAAAGACGCCGAGAAAUACGAAUGUAAGACAGCAUGUGUCGCAAAACAUGCACAAGAUCGAACACUUGACAAAAUCAAUGGAUAGUAUGUUUUUUUCAUUUCUCGAAUGAUAAACAAUUUGUUGAAUUUCAGCCCAUAUUUGAUGAAUCGUUAUGGUUGCGAAGGUAGAGUAUAUUAUGGAAACCUUAAUUCAACAAAAUGUGAUUUCAACUAUUCUGGCGGUUUCACUUAUGCUUUUCGUUACAAAAUUUUCGAUAAAACAACGAAUGGAGAAAUAGUUGUUGAAAAACUAUGUUGUUGGUUUGAACAUUGUAAUAAUCGAGCACAAAAUGUGAAACAAAAGUUUCUGCUUAAUCCAAAAGCAGAUUCCUAUCGAUCAAUAUCGAAUGCGAUGGUUUCAAGCUAUGUUUAUUUUUCGAUUCUGAUUUUUGGAUUGAUUUUAAUGGCAAUGACAAUUGUUUAGUGAGUUGUACUUUUUCAGAAAAUAUUGUAAUUACAAUUCAUUGUAGUCAAUUCAUAAGAAGUUUUGGAAAACGUGUACGAGUAAAAUUAGCGGAUUAUUAUGACGAAACUGACAAUUUGUUGAAAGAACUAUCAGAAUUCGACGAAGAAAAAAUCAUAGACGUUAGUUUGAUAAAUCAUAGUUCGAAUUAUGUGAACUGCGUUUUUUUUUCAGACGAAACUUAAAGUGACUGGAUUAUUGAAUAUCAAACAGUUGAGUCGAAUUCUUGCACAAUUUCCUGAAGAAGAAACUGUUAUUCGAAAAUCGACAACAAUGUCAACUGAAUCAACAGCAAGUCAACGUGUAAAAGCAAAAAAUAAUAAUCAAACCACAAAAAAACAAUUAGUUGUUCGAAUCGAAAAACCUCUUCUUUCUUAUACUGAUGGAUAUGGGCAUGAUUUAUAUUCAGUGAAUAGAAUUGUAACAACACCACGUGGAUUAUUAUAUCGUAUGGUUGAACAUGGACCAUUUCAAUAUCCUUUUGAUGUUAUGGAAUUAUUACAACUAUUUGAAGAAACAUCGUAUAUUGUUGCGACUGAACCAACAUUAAUGAAACUCGAAGCUGGAAUUACAAUCAUUGGAGAUAUUCGUGGAAGAUAUAUGGAUCUUCAUAGAUGGUUAAAAUUAACUGGUUGGCCACCAAAUAAUAAAUUAUUGUUUCUUGGUGGAAUGAUUGAUAACAAAGAGGAAGGAUCACUUGAAACUAUCGCACUUAUUUGUGCUCUCAAGGUGAUUAACUUAUAUCUCUAUCAAUUAGAAUACUAACGAAGAAAAUAAGUUUCAGGUUCGAUUUCCUAGACAUGUUCAUAUGAUUCGAGGUGUUCCAGAAGCAUCUCCUUUUCGAAUUGAAGAUCGAUUUGAUCCAAGAAUUACUCGAACUAUACAAACUGCUGCAAUGCGAAUGUUUUCAAAUUUAUCACUUGCUGCUACAAUCGGAAACUCGAUUCUGGCCGUUUCUAGUGGAUUUUCGGCGCUAAUUCGAAACAAACGGAACUUUGGGUCGAUUCAAAAACCAAUUCAACUUGAUUCAUCUUCGACUAUUGAAAAAGAUUUGAUUUUCAAUAAACCAUCUCCAGUUGUGAGAAUGUAUCGUAAUAAUCCAGGUUAGUUAAAAAUUCAAAAAAAGGUUAAAAUGAACUUCACAAAAUUUUAUAGAUAGUGAAGGUCAAUGGUUUGGAGAAAGAGCAGUUAUCCGCGCAUGUAAACUGACUGAUUGUCAAGUUAUUGUUCGUUCACACAGCACAGUUCCUUUUGGAUAUUUACCUGUUUGGAAACAUCGUCUUAUUACAAUAUUUAGUGCACCGUGUUAUGGUCAACAAUAUGGAUCCGUUCUCAGUGUUUCACCGGAAAUGCAAGUGACACCAUUGAUAAUGAAAUCGCAUGUUAAAUGA